Pogona vitticeps (central bearded dragon) is the source of this 4995-nucleotide messenger RNA. Lineage: Eukaryota; Metazoa; Chordata; Lepidosauria; Squamata; Agamidae. The record is from RefSeq and is a predicted model, not a curated record.
GACUUCAGCACAUUUAGGUGGAUUGUUAAACCAGCUGUGGUUCAGUCCUGUGAAGCUUUCACGGAAACGCUUGUGGUUUGAAAGGGGAAAAUAUGACUUGCUAAAAGAAGAGAAGAUGUUAUGUUGGGGGUAUUGGUCUUUUGGAGUUCCUGGGGCAGAUAGCACUCUCCAAACUAUCAUUCCUGAACCUCAGAACAUCAGGUUCAUUCAUCAGAAGAGUAUCAAGGAAGUGGCUUGUGGUGGGAACCAUUCUAUUUUCCUAUUGGAAGACGGUGACGUCUAUACUUGUGGCGCGAACACCAAUGGACAACUGGGCCACGAGAGGGAAGGAAACAAACCAGAACAGCUAUUUUCAGUUACAGGACAACACAUCAUCCAUGUCGCCUGUGGAGAGUCUCACAGCCUGGCCCUUAGUGACCAAGGACAGCUGUUUUCCUGGGGUGCAGGCAGUGAUGGCCAGCUGGGUCUCACGACAACAGAAGAUUCUGUGACCGUACCAAGGUUAAUAAAAAAGCUGAACCAAGAGACAAUACUUCAAGUCUCCUGUGGCAAUUGGCAUUGCCUAGCCCUUGCAGCUGAUGGGCAGUUCUUUGCCUGGGGACAGAACAGCCAUGGACAGCUUGGACUGGGUAAAGAAUUCCCCUCCCAAGCUUGCCCUCAGCGCAUCAAGUCUCUUGACGGGAUCCCCUUGGCUCAGGUUGCUGCUGGAGGAGCACACAGCUUCGCCUUGUCUCUCUCAGGAGCCAUCUUUGGCUGGGGGAAGAACACUUCCGGACAGCUGGGACUAAGUGAUGAGCGAGAUAGAGAGUCUCCAUGCCAUGUGAAGCUCUUAAGGACUCAAAAGGUUGUCUAUAUCAGCUGUGGAAGUGACCACACAGCCGUCCUGACAAAGAGCGGAGGGGUGUUCACCUUCGGAGCAGGUUCCUGUGGUCAGCUUGGACAUGAUUCCUUGAAUGAUGAAGUCAACCCCAGAAGAGUUUUGGAGCUGAUGGGCAGUGAGGUGUCCCAAAUUGCUUGUGGUAGACAGCACACAUUAGCCUUUGUGCCUUCUUCAGGAAUUAUCUAUGCAUUUGGCUGUGGAACCAGAGGCCAGCUGGGAACUGGGCUUACCUGCAAUCUUAAAUGUCCUUCCCCCGUCAAAGGUCCCUGGGCAGUUCAUAAGGAAGAUCUCUCUGGCAAAGCAGAUACCUGUAAAUAUUACAUUGUUAAACAUAUGUUCUCUGGAGGAGACCAGACCUUUGUACUUUACUCUGAAGCAGAGAAUCCCUUCCCAGCAGAUGAUUUCCGGACCCUAAGUCAAAGCGAUUACACCUGUUCAAUUAAUGAUGACACGAUAGACAUGUGGAGGCAAAAGCUGUUGGAAAAGAGUAAUCCUAAUUCAGUGAACAGUGAGGUUGUUCAGAUCCUUUCCUCAGCUGCCUGCUGGAAUGGAAGCUUUCUUGAAAAAAAAAUAGAUGAACAUUUUAAAACUAGUCCCAAAAUCCCAGGGAUUGACUUGAAUUCCACUAGAGUGAUGUUUGAUAAGCUAAUGACAUCUCAACAUUCCAUCUUGCUUGACCAGAUCUUGAAGAGUUUUGAAAGCUUUCUGAUCCCCCAGCUGCCCAGCUCCCCACCAGAUGUCGAAGCCAUGAGAAUCUAUCUGAUUCUCCCAGAAUUUCCACCAUUUCAAGAUUCAAAAUACUACGUCACCUUAACGCUUCCGUUGGCAAUGGCCAUCCUGCGCUUAGAAAGGAAUCCCAGCAAAGUCUUAGAUAACUGGUGGUCUCAAGUAUGCCCAGGAUACUUCUUGAGGCUGGUGGAUCUCUAUAAAGGCGCAGUAGUUUACCUCUUGAAUGGAAGAAAAACAUUAUUGAUCCCUGUCUUGUACAGUAGCUAUAUCACUGCUGCACUCAAACUUCUGGAAAAACUCCAUAAAGUAAACCAGAAAGUUAAGCAUGUAGAAUAUGACAAGUUUUACAUCCCAGAAAUUUCCAGCCUGGUAGAUAUUCAGGAAGACUACCUGAUGUGGUUCUUACAUCAAGCUGGAAUGAAGGUAAGAUCGUCUAUCAUGCAGGAUGCUGUGACCUUGUGCUCAUAUCCAUUCAUCUUUGAUGCUCAAGCCAAGACCAAGAUGCUGCAGACAGAUGCUGAACUGCAGAUGCAGGUAGCCAUCAGUGGAGCCAAUUUACAGAAUGUUUUUAUGCUUCUUACCUUGGAGCCCCUCUUGGCCCGAAGUCCUUUCCUCGUCCUUCAUGUCCGUAGGAGCAACUUGGUUGGCGAUGCCCUGAGAGAAUUGAGUAUCCAUUCCGAUAUUGACUUGAAAAAACCCCUGAAGGUGAUUUUCGACGGGGAGGAAGCGGUUGAUGCUGGUGGGGUCACGAAGGAAUUCUUCCUCCUCCUGCUGAAAGAGCUCCUGAAUCCCAUCUACGGAAUGUUCACCUGCUAUCCGGAAUCGAACCUGCUGUGGUUUUCAGAUACUUGUUUUGUAGAACACAAUUGGUUUCACCUGAUUGGCAUAAUCUGUGGGUUGGCGAUAUACAACUUCACCGUGGUGGAUCUUCAUUUUCCCUUGGCUUUAUAUAAGAAGCUCCUGAACGUGACGCCUUCCUUGGAAGAUCUGAAGGAGCUGUCCCCAAUGGAAGGAAGGAGUCUUCAGCAACUUUUAGAUUACCUAGAGGAUGAUGUGGAAGAAACAUUCUGCCUCUUUUUUACAAUAUGCCGAGAAAGCUACGGAGUGGUGGAGCAGAAGAACCUUGUUCCUGAGGGAGACAAAAUUGCAGUACAGAAGGACAACAGGCAGGAAUUUGUUGAUGCCUAUGUGAAUUACAUCUUCAACGUUUCGGUACAUGAGUGGUACACAGCCUUUUCCACUGGGUUCCUGAAGGUUUGUGGUGGGAAGGUUCUGGAACUGUUCCAGCCCUCUGAAUUGAGGGCUAUGAUUGUUGGAAGCAGCAAUUACAACUGGAAAGAACUGGAGGAGAGUGCAGUUUACAAGGGGGACUACUCAGUUACACAUCCGACUGUUCAGAUGUUCUGGGAGACCUUCCAUGAGUUUCCUCUGGAAAAGAAGAAAAAGUUUCUUUUAUUCCUGACGGGCAGUGAUCGCAUUCCCAUCUACGGCAUGUCAAGUUUACGCAUCGUCAUCCAGUCGACAUCCAGUGGGGAAGAUUACCUGCCGGUAGCUCACACCUGCUACAACCUCCUUGACCUGCCCAAAUACAGCACCAAGGAGAUCCUGAGCAUGCGACUCACGCAAGCCAUCGACCACUAUGAGGGCUUUAGUUUGGCUUGAGGUCAAGCCGUGGUCAACAUAGACAGUUCUGUAUAGAAAGAAAUACCGUCUCGUUUUUAUUUUUGUAAGGAAUUUGGAUAUAGAUACUCAGUGAAAGGGAGGAAAAGAGCAUAGGAUUAAAAAAAAACAGCAGCCAAGUCCUUUCAACGUUUAUUAGGAUGUAAGCUUUCAUGUUGUUUUCAACUGACCAGUCAACGUCUGUUAGAAUUUAUUAUAUGCUUAUUGGGUGAUAUUUUUAAAGGCUCUAUUUUCUUCCCUGCCUCUCCCAUUCCUGUUAACAGUACCUGACAUAUUUUGAAACAUCUUCACCAUUUCCAAGGUUGAACUGUGAUAACUCAGAAGUUUUUUCCUCCCUCCAUUUCCACAGAUCUGUGAAACGCCUUUCCUUUUCCUUCCUUGCCCCGUUAAAGAAUUUUCCCCUCUCUUCUCCAAGCAGCUUGGCUUCUACCUUCACAAGUAAAUUCUGUGGUAAAACCACAGUUUUUUCUUCCUUUCUGGUCAUGGCAUCUAAACAACCAUUUCCUAGAUGCUACCUGAAAAUGGCUCUGUCACACCGAUAUUUUAAAAAGGGAGGAAGAUGAUUUUAUAAAUUGAGCUCUUUUCUGUUUUUCUUCCACUGUGGUGACUGUCCACAGAAAAUGAUGGAUGGAGUAAAUAAUUUCCCUAUCUUCUGUUUGCUCAGAAGAAUUUCAGCACUUUGUACCGUAGAAAUGGAUGGAAACACAGAUCGUGUGAAUUUCUAUGACAAUACCUGAAUAUUCUGCUUCCAUUCUGUUGUUUUUAAACCAUGUAUAUGUAUUCAAAUGCAGUUUCUCCACCCCACCCCAUGUGCCUAGGAGUUUAGGGAUGAGAUCCUAAGAGCAAUCCAGAGUAAUUUCAUCCCCUCCCCCCAUGUAUGCAGUUGUGUCUCCAUUACAGGACACUGUUGAACCUUUACCUCACCCACACCUUCUGCUCCAUCUGUCAGCCAGGUGUGCAUAGAAUUCAGCUUCUUGCCAUACCCUGAGAUGUUACCUUUGGCAGGAGGCCUCUGCUUCCCACAGAGAGAGCCAAAGCCCUUGCAAGUACUGUUUACACUGGAAGGCAGCAGGGAAGAAAGCCAGUGAAGCUGUUUUCUACACCUCUUCCUCUUAGCUUCUCCUCCCGCUCCCCAAACCAACUAUUUCUUUCCCCCAAAUGACUAGCCUUUUGUUUCCUAAGGUUCUUUGUCUAGCAUAAGCCUCGCUGUUGGAAAAUGGAUUUAUUUAUAUAAGAUGUUGGCCUGGUGAGGGGCAAUUAGAUGUAAUUUUGAUUCAGUCCCAAGAAGAAUAACAGUCGGAAUGAAUCAGAUAGAGCAGUGUUGGGGUCUCUUCCCCUGAUGCCAUAGAACCAGUCCAACACAGCCCCUUUCCUCUGGUAUCUAUGGGGAUUUGUUCUUUGGGUUUUUUUUUAAGUCAGAGGUAUAAAGUAGCCAUUAGUCACAGUUUAACUUUGUUUGGGCCUGGGCCACAGUAUUCACAUACCGUUGAACAAUACUAUUGAACCGUAUUUUGCACCUCAUUGGUAAAAAGCUGUGAAGGCAUUGAGGGCUCUCAGAAAAUUUUAAAAAAAUGUAAUUUGCUACCUGAAUAAGCUGCUCUGCCUCUCUUUGUACUACAGCAUUAAAUACAGCUCUAUCAAAAGUUUAUUUUAUAUUGUAUGUGUACAUAGCCUGAUAUUAUGCAAUAAAUGUCAUGUUUCCUUCA